Messenger RNA from Frankliniella occidentalis (western flower thrips), 1292 nucleotides. RefSeq lists its product as uncharacterized. The record is from RefSeq and is a predicted model, not a curated record. Bases 87 to 1001 code for a protein of 304 amino acids. The transcript is spliced from 7 exons. NCBI's taxonomy places the organism in Eukaryota, Metazoa, Arthropoda, Insecta, Thysanoptera, Thripidae.
UGAGGAGCGCGCCCCGGCCGCGUGCCACGGCCCCGCGCCUCAGACACCAGGGACAGCGACAGCGAGCGCCGCGGCCUCUCGACGAGAUGGCUUCGCUGCGGGCCAAACAGAGGGAAAUGACCAAACUUCCUGUCUUUGAGGGUCUUGCAACCAAGGCCCUGCGCCUGUUGCGAGCCGACCUCUACUACUGUGAUGGUGCUAAUCACGACGAUGGGCCGCUUACCCAACACCUGCGAUGGUGGGUGCAACUUCUAGACGCAGGCGAACUCCCUGGAAGGACAAACUAUCUCAUGGCGCUUUUUCGGCAAAGCAUUACGAGUUUGGUCAUUGCCGUGGCGGUGAUGGUGCAGAUGAUUUACGACACUGCCGUCACCGGAAGUAUGUUUGGGUUUCGGAUCGGCCUCGCCGUGUACACGACCAUCGUCGUCAUCGUCUUGUUCAUGCAGCGGCGACGCGGUAUCAAGGUUGGCGUCUGCCAGCUUAUUGAACUAAGCACCUCCCUUGAUAUCCACGGGCAGGCGCAGACUAAGAAUCACAUGGCUGCCACCGCCCACCGCUGCGCCAAGCUCGUGCGCUUCUACGAGGCGUACGCCUGGCUGGCGCAGGCUGCCAUCUUCACGGCGCUGAUCGCUCGGAACCCUACCUGGCAGUACCACGCGGUGGCCGGGUUGGAGCCGGUGCUUGGUGAGCACCUGGAGGUCGCAGCGAACAUGCUCCGUUUGGUCUACCUCGCGUUCCAGUUGUUCACGGGGGUGUGUGCCGUGGUGGCCGACUACAUGGCGGUCGUCCUCCUCCUGGUCAUCUACAUCUCUAUGGGGGACAUGUACGAUGCCUUGGGCGAGGUCCUUCAGACAAGGCCCUGCGACACGCUCUUGGCGCGGCAGCAGAGCGUUCUCACGCAGGCCUCCCUCACGGUAGACGAGGCCGUGUCUGACCUGCUCCCGCAGGUCCUUAUCGUGAGCGUCGUGGUCCCACUGCUUUGCACCGUAGAGGCGAGUUAACUAUAUACUAGAGUUUCCAGAGGACCGCCACCAUUGGCACCAUCGAGCGCGUCAAACGACGGCACUAGUUCGAACAGGCAUGAGCCCUAAUUUCGGACAUUAGGGAUGAUAGCCGUUUUCUGUCAGUUCUGUGGCAAGUAGGGGCACUUAAAAACUUGCACGUCGUGUAAUGUUCUGACACUUUAUCAUUCCCAUGCCGAAAGUUGACACUGGGCGCUUGCCUUAUCAUAGCAUUAUCCAAGUCUUGCACGUGGCCCAAGCUGUCAUGUUCCAGUCCAACAGUUGGUUGUC